CUUUCACCAUUUCUCUCUUCCUUGCUAAAUCCCAGGAUGACGACGGAAACCGCCGCCAAACCCUUACCAAAACGCCGUGAUUGCCACCAAACCCUCGUCCUCAAAUCUGCAAUCUUUUCAAGAUUUUUGCUUUUAUCCCUGUCCAUUCUCUGGCGGGUCCUCCUCAGGCCCUAUGACACCUCCGCACCUCUCAACCCCGCCUGCCUCACAGACCCUAACCCCCACCCGCACCCUCCUCCUCUCUUCCCCUCCCUCGGCUCCGCCAUCGAGAAUGGCAUCGUGUGGGAUAGUGUGUACUUUGUCCGGAUCGCGCAGUGUGGAUACGAGUACGAACAGUCCUACGCUUUCCUCCCAUUGCUGCCGGCAUGUAUUUUUAUCUUGUCACAAACAGUUUUUGCGCCAUUGAUUCCUGUGUUUGGUCAUAGAGCUGUCCUGGGACUGUCUGGAUAUGUUGUUAGCAAUGGGGCAUUUGUUUUAGCAGCGAUUUACUUUUACAAGCUUUCAGUUAUUAUUUUGAAGGACCCUGUUGUUGCACUUAGGGCUUCAAUUUUGUUUUGCUUCAGUCCAGCUUCGAUAUUCUACUCAUCAAUAUAUUCAGAGAGCUUGUAUGCCCUAUUUUCAGUUGGUGGAUUGUAUCAUUUAAUCUCUGGCGCAAAUAGUAUUGCCAUUAUUUGGCUCGCUCUUUCUGGCUGUGCAAGAUCUAAUGGAGUGCUAAAUGCUGGUUAUUUCUGUUUUCAGACAAUGCAUCAGGCUUAUGAUGCAAUCUUUCUGAAAAAGCGUAAAUUUGUAAGUUUCUUUUCUUUUGUUUAUGCUGACUCUUGAGCUUGUUGGGAUGUUGUGGAUGCUCAGCUACUCAUAAGAAUUUUUGGUUUCUAAUUUUAUGCUUAAAAUGCCAAAUGCUUUAUGGGAAUCGAUGGCAUUCUUGAUAAUAUGGUAUUUAUAUAAUAGUUGGCAUUGCGGAUUCUAAUAGCUGGAGCACUGCAUUGUAUAUGCAUUUUUGCACCAUUUAUUGCUUUUCAAGUGUAUGGCUAUUACAAUAUCUGUCAAGGACGUUCUCCAGAUGAAUUGAGUCCUUGGUGCAAAGCAAGAGUACCAUUGCUGUACAAUUACAUUCAAAGUCACUAUUGGGGAGGAGGAUUCCUGAGAUACUUCCAAGUGAAACAAAUACCUAAUUUUCUGCUCGCAUCUCCAAUAUUGUCAUUGGCACUUUGCUCAAUUGGCUAUUAUGUGAAUUCACGACCUAAGAUUGUUUUUUCAUUGGGCUUUCAAGCUUCUGUUGAGGAAAAAGGUUCUUCAGUACUGUUUUUUCCUCUGGAGGCAGACCAAAGAUCAAAAGGUCCUUUGUCAGAACAAUCUUCUUCUGUUAGACAAGAAAAUCAUAACCUGAGACAGCGAAAGAGAAUGGGACAAGGAAGAGAUCCUGCUCAGCAUAGAGUAGACCAUGAACCCUUGGAGAAGUCAGGAUAUUUAUGUGCCUUUAUGCUUCCCUUUAUAGUGCAUCUUGGAAUCAUGGCAGCCACAGCAUUUCUUGUUAUGCACGUCCAGGUCAGACUCAUCCUUGUUCUCUGUUGAUUUAUAAUUUUUUAUUACAGCUAUAAAGCCUCAUCCUCAUC
Rubroshorea leprosula is the source of this 1613-nucleotide messenger RNA. Lineage: Eukaryota; Viridiplantae; Streptophyta; Magnoliopsida; Malvales; Dipterocarpaceae. The record is from the annotation of a GenBank genome assembly.